GAAUGUCGAAGGCGCGCGGCUUGGUUGAUGCGGCUUCUCGCUAACAUUCUUCGUCUUGCGGCAUGAACUACAGCCAUAUGCAGCUCGUGACCACGUCGACUACAGACGCUGGUGUCCUGCACCGGGUGAAGACAGCACUCACCCCAAUGACUCUUGACGCCAAGCUCGACCAACUCACCUCAGUCGCAGACCGCAUCGCUCUUGAAGUUGCAGGAUACAAGCAGCGCGUGGCCGACAUCGAAUGGGAUGCUAAGAACUACACCAACCUCAAUUUGUCGAAUUUGUUGCGGAAAAAGCAGUCUUGUCGAUUCAGCUUGGCGCGCGUCAAGCUCCACGUGGAAACCGCGCUCCACAAACGUGCAAUUGAAGUCCUCAAGUCGACCGACGAGACGUCGGCGCGAUGGAAAGACCGACUUCGCCGCGAUCUCAUAUACCGCACGCUAUUCUCCCAGGCAAAAUGGCUUCGAGCCGUGCUAUCUCACGUCAAGGCGAUCCCAACCUCUCAAAUGCGACGUGAAUCCGCCGACGAAGUAUUGCAGGCCGCCGUCGCCCCAGACCAGAAACUUCGACGCCUCUCACUUGACGAGUGCAACCAACAAGCUCUGCACUUUUCAUCGCUCACCCAUCUCCUCUCAUCUACUCCACCAACUGCCACACCCACAGACGAGCCUUGUAAAUCGUAUUUGGCAUUUGAGCUCUUCUUGACCGCAUCCCUCUUUCACAAGACAGACCUCGGCAUGGCGUUUGAGUCUCACUGCUGCAGCUCGCUCGCCUCUCUUUCCUCCACGACUUCCUUUCAUACCCUCGUUGGACAGGUAUCCCGCGCCCUGGCCGAUGAACACGACGUGCCUCUAUCCCAAGAACAGACAUUGCGUCGGCUUGUGCGGCAAAUGGUGUACGCUCGUCUCGGUGCUGCUUUCAUCACACCUAUGGCCGCUUCAUUGGAGCUAGACCAAGUGGCGUGGAAGUCGACGGUCACGGCUCGUGCGCGAUCGCGGGCGUUGAAGCACCUUCCCGAAGUGGGGCUGCCUGCGUCGCCUGGUUGGUUCACUCGCUCCAUCACUGCACUGGAAGCGAUGCCGACCUUUAUGCCGGAUCGCAUCGUCGACGGCUUCAUGAAGGUGAUGACUACACUGCAUGAAGACGUGGCAGGGACUCUCGGCCAACCUGCCGCAUCGAUGUCGGCUGACGUGAUUCUUCCCGUUUUGGUCGCCCUCGUCCUGCACUGCGACCUUCCCUGCCUCCAUCUCCAAACGUACGCCAUGGAGACGUUGGCGUUAAGUAACGGAUGCGACGGCGGCGAAGCUGCGUACUACGUGGCGCUGCUCCAGGCCGCCAUGGCCCAUUCCAAGUAGUUGGUUUCUAUUUAAUCUGUCCACGCCAUCCUCCCAUCAUUCCAAGGCGGUCCAGCGCAUUGUCUGCCAAAAGCUUGGGCAUUCCUGCCGUACGUGACUGACGACUCUUGACGGCGUAUUGUCGAUGUCACGGCAGUCGCAACGUCGGCGCCAACUCGCAUACCGAACCUACCAUACUCGUAGACACGGGUCCACACACAGCUUCUCCAAGAAAAUCGAUGGAGUGCAUGCAGUUGAACCAAGUGCAAUUUCCCCUGGAGGGACAAGCUUGCCGUGGGCAACGGCGCUCGUUUGCGGGCACGUGGCAUCAUCUUGUGUUGCGCACCCAUUCGUUUUCGCACGAUAUCCAAGUUACCACAAACAGCAGAGCAGGCACGGUUUAGAUAGAAAGACAAAGCAACUACGGGUCUUAAUGGUGGAACAAGCGCACGCCCGAAAACGUCAUCGUGAUGCCGUACUCGAGGCACGCUUGCUUGAUAUCGUCGUCACGGUUGCUUCCACCUGGUUGCGUGAUAAACGACACACCCAACUUGGCGGCGUGGUCGAUGCCAUCUCGGAACGGAAAGAACGCGUCCGACGCGAGCGAGACGCCCGUCAACUCGGCCACGAACGCGGCCUUCUCGGCAUCUGUCAACGGCUCUGGUACAACAUCGAAUUGGGCGUCGAACGCGGCUUUCUCGACAGGGGCCAUGUCCCCUUCGAUGUAACGGACGCGGGCAUUCACGCGCUCCUGGCGCUUCACGCUCGACUUGAACGCAAGCGACGCGACCUUGGGGUGUUGGCGAAGGUGCCACACGGCGACCUUGCGGCCGGCGAGCUUGACGCAGUCGACUCGGCUUUGUUGGCCAGCGCCGACGCCAAUCAUUUGACCGUCUUUGGCGUACCCGACCGAGUUGCUCUGCGUGUACUUGAGCGUGAUGGCAGCCAAGAUCAAGUCGCGUUGGGCAGCGUCCGUCAACGGCGCAACGAGCGUCUGAACAUCCGACACGUGCGAGUGGUUGAACAAGACAUCGUUGCGGCGCUGGGCAAACGUCAUGCCGUACACUUCGCGGUAUUCCAUCGUGGGAGGGACAAAGGUCGGGUCAGCCUCCAACACGAUGAACUUGCCGCCCUUCUUUUCCGACAAGAUGGCCAACGCGCCCGGCUCGUAGCCAGGGGCGAUGAUACCGUCCGACACUUCGCGCUUCAGCACUUUGGCUGUUGCUUCGUCUACAACGUCGCUGACAGCGACAAAGUCACCAAACGAGCUCAACGGGUCGGCGUUGCGGGCACGUAGGUACGCCACGGACAACGGCGUGAGCUCGAUGUUGCCGACUUCAUAAGCAGCCUUCAACUUAUCGUCCAACGGGACGUACACAGCGGCACCGGCGGGGCUCACGUGCUUGAACGAGGCGGCGGCAGGCAAGUUGAGCGCCUGGCGCACUUCGGCCACUAAUUGGUACGCGUUGGCAGCAUCCAACAGGUUAAUGUAACCGGGGGUGCAGUUCAAGACUUUGAAGGGCAGCUUGGCGCCGUUGAUCGUGCUGAUCGACGCAGGGUUUUGGUGUGGGUUGCAUCCGUACUUGAGCGUCAACGCAGGCGUAUAUGUUUGGGUUACGUCGUUGGAUUCUUGUCCCAAUUGCGCGUUGAACCACUUGGAGAUCUGCGUGUCGUAGUGCGCCGACAAUGUGAAUGCGGCGGCAGCGCACUUCUUGCGGAAGGCGAGAGUCGUGCCGGCGGCAUGGGCCUUCAUUUCCUCAAUCAAGGUCGAGUACUGCGAAGGGUUCGUGCAAAUGACGACGCUCGCGUGGUUCUUGGCCGACGAACGAAGCAUCGAAGGUCCACCGAUGUCGAUGUUUUCAAUGCACGUUUCAAAGUUGCCACCAGAUUUGACCGUUGCUUCGAAGGCGUACAAAUUGAGCACCAUCAAGUCGAUGUUCUUGAUGCCGUGGGCUGCCAUGUCCGCUUCGUGCUGCUUGUUGCCGCGCACACCCAGGAGACCACCGUGAAUCUUGGGGUGCAACGUCUUGACGCGGCCGUCCAUCAUUUCAGGGGACUCGGUGUACUCCGACACGUCGAUGACAGUCAACCCGGCAUCACGCAUGGCUUUCGCCGUGCCGCCGGUGGAGAGGAGUUCAAUGCCUUGGCCGGCCAGAAAGGCGGCCAAUUCAACCAGGCCAGUUUUGUCCGACACGGACAACAGCGCGCGGCGAAUGGGCACGACGUCCUUGACUUGGCUUGCGACCGCGGUGAUGAUGUGGGCCAUCCUCGGAUUGUUUGGAAAUGACGACGUGAUGAUGGACACUUCCAUCGAUCACUUGUCAGAUUUUAUAUAAUGUUCAUGUAGUAUUUAACAUUUUCUAAGCCAA
Molecule: messenger RNA, 3703 nt
Organism: Aphanomyces invadans
Lineage: Eukaryota; Oomycota; Saprolegniomycetes; Saprolegniales; Verrucalvaceae
Exons: 1
Coding region: 63-1355 (430 amino acids)
Source: RefSeq, a predicted model, not a curated record